CUGAGUUAAUAGGGAAUAUCUCAACCUCUAUCUUUCCUAAUUUACUGUAGUUAAACAUACUUGGAUUCUGCUGAUUAGAUGUGUAUUCAUUGGUUUUUGUGAGCAAGAACCUAUGAAUACAUAUCCAGUCAGAAGAAUCUGACUAUAGACAGUUUGGUAUUUCGUCCUAAACUGAGCAAAACCUUUAAUAUCACUAUACAACCGCCAAAACAGACUGAAAGAUGAUAGUUCAGAUCUUCUUGAUAGAACCCUGUCCAUCAGAGUUAAAGACCUUACCAAAUGGCUUCUGGUUUUUUCACAGCAUUGGCUUUUGAGGACUGAUUUGCAGGCCAGGACUAAGUUCAAGAAGGAUACUGCUAUCCGUAUCCAAACUGUGGGGGUUGCUCCCUAAGGUGAAGCUGCGUGCUAACUGCCAUAGAAAAGGACAGUAGACCCAAGUUCAUAUUUUGAUACAGCUCUUAAACACCAGCAGCAUCACCAAUAAUGGGUAACUCCAGGAGUGGUGCCGUGUCUAAGGAGAUCCUAGAGGAACUGAAGCUCAACACCAAGUUCACAGAGACCGAGAUUGUACAGUGGUAUGAGAACUUCAAGAAGCAGUGUCCAUCAGGCCGCAUCAGUAAAGCAGAGUUCCAGGCCAUCUACAAUAAGUUCUUCCCAGAUAGUGACGCCAAUACGUACGCCGAACAUGUCUUCCGCUCCUUUGAUACAAACGAUGACGGCACUCUGGACUUCAAAGAGUACAUCAUCGCUCUCCACAUGACCUCAACUGGUAAAACCAUCAGGAAACUCGAGUGGGCCUUCUCGCUGUUUGACGUGGACAAGAACGGAUACAUCACCAAGUCGGAAGUCAAAGAAAUUUGUUCGGCCAUUUUCAAGAUGAUCCCUACAGAUGAAGUGGACGCGCUGCCUGAAGAUGAAAACACGGCUGAGAAGAGGGCAGAUAAACUCUGGAGGAUAUUUAACAAAAAAGAAAAUGAAAGAGUGGCCGAAGGUGAGUUCGUCCAGGGCGUGUUGGAGAAUGACGACGCCCUUCGUUUGAUUCAGUAUGACCCUUCAAAGUAACUCUUCUUCCACAUGGGUGCAUUAAAUCCUGCUUGAAUUGUGAUUUUAUUCCCACUUAAUCCAUCACUCUGGCAAAAAUGUAUACAGUAACCGUGACAAAAGUCAGCAUCACUGAAAUUAAAUUACAGUUAAAAUAUUCUUUGGGGUUGUAUAAUUUAUACUAUAGAUGACCAAAGUACAUUUCUUUAUUUCAUGAGAUUUAAAAUAUCAUUUGGAAGUGAGACCUGGCCAAGACAGCAGCACCACAGACAAAAUAAUUACAUGAAAACAAUUAAAUUGCAAUGAACAACAAUAAAACAAAAGAUCCCCCCCCCCCCCAAAAAAAACCCCAUAAAAGCCAGAAAUAGUAUUUAAAACAUUCACAGAGAAAACAUGAGUGUUUCCUGAAGUAUUUUUAAAUUUCUUAUGUUUUAAUUUGGAAUAUUCUGAUGAUUAGUGUCAUUUAACAUAGUAUUCACAUUGUGGCAGAUAUUCAAAAUAAUUGUAGAUUUUAUGUUAAAAGCACCAAAUUUUGCACAGACAUUGUUUGAUUAAAAAAAAUACAUACAAUGCCAAGCAAUGUUUUUGGAAGUGUUGUUUUCUUACAUGCUUUAUCCAUUCCAAGUACAGCUACAUUGAUUAAAAAUGUAACUUGGCUAUUUUUUUAAUUAUACAUCAAACAACGUUUUUACCAUAAAACACAAUCAUAAUAAUAUUUUACAUAUUUCUGCCCCUCUAUAAAUCAAACUGUGACUUCUAAACAGCACCUGAAGAGACAUUUGAUAUUUCUAAAUGACUUUCCAGCAGCUCCUGGUUAAUCCCAUGUUUGAUGGAGAGUGGUGUUCUCUACCCCACGUGGACCAGAACCGAUUUUAUGCCAGAAACAGUAACUGUAUGGUAGAAAUGAUACAUUAUUUAAUAUACAUUUCAAUAAUUUAUUUGACUGUAUUGUUUUUGUGGCAUGUUUGAUCUCACAUGUGACAGAAUUAAUAUCUGCUUGCAAAUAAUUAAAUUGUGCAUGUAUGUGUUUUUUUUUAACCUGGUACAAUCUAAAUUGUAAUAGUAAAAAUACAUCAAGAAGCUUUCAAGUUCUUGCCAGAUAAAUUUUGUGUCUGUACUUUAAAAAUUUUUAAGGUGGUUUUGUUCUUGUGCAUGUAUGAUUGUAAACUCUAUCCAACCUAGUUUCUGGGAUUGUAACUGUAUCUGCACCAUUUCUAAUUCUCAUUUUAUGCAUUUUACAUUUGUGUUCAUUAAAUCCAUCCAUGUGGUAAAAUACUACACGCAUGAUGUUCUAAUCAAGCGCUAUGUGUUGCACAGUAGUUUUAUUUCUCUGUGUUGUCUUGGGUUUCAAUAAAAAUAAACCACAAGGUUAUAAUAAAUAUUACACCAUCAGACCUGCAGUUCAAUUAUGAUCAAGUUUGAUAUUGUGUGUUUUCUGCAAUUUUCACAAAGCAUGAAAGGAAGACAACAGCAUGAAGCUGCAUUUCAUUGUGGUGAUCAGUGGUGGGCAAAGUUCAGCUAACACAGUUCAGCUUUUCAGCUAACUUUGAAAACCAUCAGCAGACCAAUUAGCUUCCAUUAAAAUUAGUUCUGCUAAAUUUGAGUCUGCUAACAUUUUUUU
This is a messenger RNA of Thalassophryne amazonica, 2662 nucleotides long. RefSeq names its product recoverin-like. The coding region runs from base 484 to 1062 and encodes 192 amino acids. The record is from RefSeq and is a predicted model, not a curated record. Lineage: Eukaryota; Metazoa; Chordata; Actinopteri; Batrachoidiformes; Batrachoididae. Gene Ontology annotation, molecular function: calcium ion binding. The transcript has 3 exons.